Stegostoma tigrinum is the source of this 1292-nucleotide messenger RNA. RefSeq names its product coiled-coil-helix-coiled-coil-helix domain containing 3a (gene chchd3a). The record is from RefSeq and is a predicted model, not a curated record. Gene Ontology annotation, biological process: inner mitochondrial membrane organization. Bases 181 to 924 code for a protein of 247 amino acids. The transcript is spliced from 8 exons. Gene Ontology annotation, cellular component: MICOS complex; mitochondrion. NCBI's taxonomy places the organism in Eukaryota, Metazoa, Chordata, Chondrichthyes, Orectolobiformes, Stegostomatidae.
CCAAUCGCACUGGUUGUUACUUUGAGGUAGAAUGUUCAGAGGCGUAAUGGAUUGGGACGUUGUUGGCGUGUGACCGGUUUGCUUGUCCCCAGUCAUAACUUCAACGUUUCUGAAAGUUUUUUUCAUCUGCGAUUUUGCUCCCUGUUUCCUUUUUGUUUCUUUUUAAUUAGUGCUGACAGCAUGGGAGGUAGUGGGAGUACAAAACGCGUCUCCUUCGAAGCAGAUGAAAAUGAUCAGAUCACUGUGGUGAAGGGCGUUAGGCUGUCUGACAGUGUUAUCAGCCGUAUGCGGGAUGCUUCUUCGCCAGCUGAAAAACCCCAGGCGUCAUCUGCAGGGCCGCCGUCUACUGGAACUUGUCCACCUCCUCCAGUCCAAACAAAAGUUACUGAUGAGGAGGUCAGAAAACGAAUGUCUGAAGAGCUGGCACAAGAAUCGACCAGACAAGAUUUGAAACUACAAAAGAGGCUCGAACAUGAUAAACAGUACGUUCAUGAUGAGAUUAGCAAGAUUCUUCAACGUGAACGAGAUACAGCAAGCGAUAAUCUUAUAAAAGCUAUUUUGCGAGAGAGAGCACUGACUGAAGAGGAACAAGCGAAAGCUAAGCAUGCUGCUAAACAGUUGGAGGAAAAGGAGAAAGAGUUGCAAAAGCUCAAUGCCUAUUACAAGGAGCAAGUGACCAGACUUGAAGAAAGGAGUGCCCAAUUCUACAAGCUGACUGCUGAGCAAUAUCAGAAGGCUGUUAGUGAAGUGGAGACCAAGUUCAAGAAGUACGAUUCGCAACCCAUCUGUGCUGAACUCCAAGGGGAAGUCCUCCGCUGCUAUCAGAAGAACCCACAGCAGACUCUCAGCUGUUCUGCAUUGGCUAAGCAGUACAUUCACUGUAUUAACUAUGCUAAACAAAACCUGCUGAGCAAAGGAGGUUAACACAACCCACCAUCACAUCAAAAAGCCCUCAUCAUCAACUUCAACAGCAGAAUGUCUUUCAGGAGCACUCGAGGAAGCUCAGCAAAGUAUCGGGACAAUAUGGGAAAGAAGAAACAAAAGGCUGUUGUCACCACGGCAACAGCAACAGCAAGCACCUUAAUUUAAUCAGUGGGGAUAUGUUCAGCAGGGUUGUGAAUGUCUUGACAACCUGUCAUGCUUGUAGUCCCACCAUGAAAAUGUUCAGCUUUUCUCUAAUUGUUCUGACCUGUGACAUUAAAUGAAAUAUCUCUGUUUAGUUUUGUAUGAGGCCUUUAAAACAUUCUAACAAUAAUGCAAUUAAAUCUAUCUUUGAAAGAUCAAACUGCAAA